Molecule: messenger RNA, 2031 nt
Organism: Stereum hirsutum FP-91666 SS1
Lineage: Eukaryota; Fungi; Basidiomycota; Agaricomycetes; Russulales; Stereaceae
Product: Zn-dependent exopeptidase
Exons: 6
Coding region: 45-1865 (606 amino acids)
Biological process (GO): proteolysis
Molecular function (GO): metallocarboxypeptidase activity; zinc ion binding
Source: RefSeq, a predicted model, not a curated record
GUCACGCAUUAGAGCGUCUGGCUGGCUUCUGCUACAUCUCCAUCAUGCGGACGUAUGCCUGUGCUCUUGCUCUACUGUUUUUCCCUGUUUCUAUUCUAGCGGACCUUCAAUAUGGCUUCAACCAUGCUCCAGUUCAGAAGGAUCCUGACUGGGUGGACCAACAAUUCUUCUUUGUCGACAAAGCCUGGCAACUACUCUCCCCUGUGUUUACCGACGGUCCUGAUGAUCCUGAAGGAUGGACGAAUGGUACAACUUCUCCGACCUCCGACGCCACCAUGAAGCGCUUUUUGCAGGAUUUUGCAGGGAGGUAUCCUGCAUACGCACAGUACCACGAGCUCGAGCAGAGAAGUCCAGAGGGGCGGGUGAUUCCAUACGUGUAUCUGUCAAAUGGUGACCACUCGACAGCCAAAGUGCGUGUGUGGCUCCAAGGAGGAGCGCACGGAAACGAGUCUGGAGGCGAAGCUAACCUUCUUGCUUUGAUCGGGCAACUUGACGCGAAUUCAACUCGUACUGCCCUCCUGCUGGAGAAGCUCGAUAUUAGUGUACUCCCUCGUUACAAUCCGGACGGCGCGUUCUACUACCAACGCUUCCUCCCAGAUAAUCUCGACCCCAACAGAGAUCACAUCACGGUCACUCACCCACAGACGCGUGCCAUCAAAACCCUCCUCAACCAUUUCCAACCACACAUCGCGGUCGAUAUGCAUGAUUUCAGCGCAGGGAGACGUUGGUUGAAUGGCCGAUACGCUCAUUCUUCAGACAUGUUGCUCGCUGGGGCUAAGAAUCUGAACAUUGACGCAGCCAUCCGAAACCUCACAGAGAAUCUCGUAGUAGCUCGUAUCCGCUCCGAUCUGGAUAAAGCAAAUUUCAGGCACUCGGACUACGUCACCUCAGCAAAAGCAUCAAAUCCCUCGGAUAUACGCUUCAACGAAGCGGGUCCCGACGCCAUGAUUGGGCGCAACUCCAUGGGGCUCUCCCAGACGAUUUCACUUCUCACAGAGACCCGAGGGAUCAACCUUGCAGAUCAACACUUCGCGAGACGAGUUGCAAGUUGUUUGUGCACGGCCAAUGCUAUCCUCGAUGUAGCUUGGGAGAACUCUGGUUUGAUCCUCGAGACCAUCGACCAAGCAGUGAAAAGAGUGGUAGAAACGGAUGAUGAUAUCAUUGUCACUUCCCAUUCAAGGAUUGGCCGUCGCCCCUACCCAUUCAUCGAUCUUGUUGACCAGAAGCUAGUGGAACACGAUAUCGAGUUUGCCUUUACAACGCCUGUGGUGGCAAAUCUCACUCGCCCUCGCCCGCACGCGUACCUCAUUCCUGCAGCCUACAGCGGCAUCGCCGAUCGCCUGAGAGCACUUGGUCUCCAUGUCGAAACCCUGACAGAACCUUGGACAGGACUUGUCGAGGCCUUGCGGAUAACUAGUGCCUCAGCUGCUCCCCAUUAUUUCGAGACGGCAUUCCGGUACACAGUCACCACUGAGCCUUACGAUCGCGUAUUCCCCGCACCAAACGGAUCCUUCGUAGUACGAACGGACCAAAAGCACGCUGCUCUCGCCUUCGUCGCACUCGAGCCCGAAAGCACCGACAGCUUCGUGACAUUCAACCUCAUGCCUGUCAUCAAAGGCGAUGAAUACCCUAUCUUUCGGGUGAUGAGCGAUGCGUUUGGGCCUUCUCCACAACAGGCUAGAAGACCAGAUCUUCUUGUUACGGCUCCAAAUCGAAAGAUAAUGGAUCAGAGGUCGAAUCAACUUGUGUUGUUAGCAUUGUUUGCCGUAGCCGUCGUAUGUGUGGGACUUGUGUGGCGUCGAGGGUGUUCUGUGCGCCCAAGCCCGCCAUCGCCUUCUUGGCUAGGAUAUAGUAGACUUAAGUGAUUUUAUAAUGUGGCGGACUUCUUGUUGUGCUGUUGGAAAUAUUAUGCAUGCUUGUUCUGCCUCAAGUGGGACACUGGCCUGCAGUUGUUAAAGACAUGUUCUGGAACUUCGACUGAAGUGUACGCAGUAAUCAUUUCGACUCGUGAAUAACCAAUAACCAUAUACC